AUGAGAUUUGCAGUUGAGGAGCUGCUUGAUCGUGAUGAGCCGCAGGAAGAUGUCCUGGGGUACGGGAAUUGUGAACCGGAUGGGGUGCAGCUGUGGAUGCCGCGUAAAGAGGGUGACAAGCCCGAUACCGUGAGCCUCCUAGUUACGUUGCGUGCGCAACUGGAGCGAAUGCAUAUUAGUGAAAAGAUGCCCAAGCUGCGAAUGGGCGGUGGGGUCUUUGUGCGGCCGAAGGUGACGUCGCGCGUAGCAGCAGCCACGACGGUGCAUAAGGAUACAAGAACGAGCGCCGCAGCGCCGGUACAUACGAUGGCAACCGCGGCUGAGAUGCUGCAGCCACUGCGCAACAAGAUGGAGGACCUUGAACGCACCAACCGCGCGGAGGUGGAGAGGGUUGUGGCCCUGAAGAAGAAGGCGGAGGAAGAGCGUGGUCGACUGGAGCAGCAACAGCGCGAACGCGCGGCUCGCGAAGAGCAGGAACGCCGGCGCCGGGAAGAAGAGGAGCAGCUGCGAAAAAUAGCACGGGAGAAGCAGGCGGCCGAGGCUGCGGCGCAGCGUGAGCAAGCGGAGAAGGAGCGGCUGCGGCAAGAAGCGGAAGCACGGAAGGAGGCAGAGGCAGAGGAGGCCAAGCGGCGCAGGGGCGCAGUUAACUUCCAGGAAGUCGAGGACGAGUAUAGAAGGCAUAUGGAACGGAUCCGGACUAUCAAGAGCGACAUAGUAGAACCUGUCAAGAAGGAUGCAGAGCUGCGUAAGCUUCUUGCACAGCAUAAGAGGAAGAUUAACCCGAAAUUCGGGCAACUGACGAAUAGCAGCACUCACUUGAUGGAGCUUUUGCGCGACAUGGUGGGGCUGAUAGAUGCUACGAGGUCCAAUAUGAUUGCGUACAGAUGGAUAUUAAACUUUAUUGCCAAGGCAAUUGUGUCUCAGGCAGAGACGGAAACACGCGUGAAACCGGAGACAGCCGUGCCCUUGGCAACGCUUACUUUACAUCUUUUGUGCCGCUAUCCUGAAUUGCAUGAGUUGCUGCUGGCGCGCGUUGUCAAGAAAUGUCCCUUUGUAAUUGGUUACACCUGCAAUACCGAUACUGAAGAAGGCCGCAUCAGAAUGGGCUGGAAGCGCAAUUCGGACGGGAAAUGGGAAGACGAGACCACAUAUGACGAGAGAAUGGGUGGGAUGAUGACGCUCUACUCUGUUAUAUCAAGAUCACCCCUCCCAGCAGAGUUCAUCACUGUCAGAGAACACCCAAUAGGCAUAGCUCACUCGUGGAAGAUGUUGGCCCGGUUAGGCAACCAGGACCCGGCUCUUCUCACCAACACGCAUUUUGUACUUCUGGGCAGCUGGUGGGACGCCGCAGCCUCCCAUCUUCUCCUGCAUUACGGCAAACAGGCGCGCAAGCUAUUGCAAGUAGUAGCAGACGACCUUACGACAGCAGUUUCCGACCGAAAAUACGUUGGUGCAGCCCGCCUGAGGAUUCUCCUGGAGGAGUGGCACCAGACAGGAAGCAUUAAAUCAUUCCCUGAAAUGGCAGCUUGA
Molecule: messenger RNA, 1530 nt
Organism: Eremothecium gossypii ATCC 10895
Lineage: Eukaryota; Fungi; Ascomycota; Saccharomycetes; Saccharomycetales; Saccharomycetaceae
Gene: GLE1
Product: nucleoporin GLE1
Exons: 1
Coding region: 1-1530 (509 amino acids)
Biological process (GO): regulation of translational initiation; regulation of translational termination; poly(A)+ mRNA export from nucleus
Cellular component (GO): nuclear pore cytoplasmic filaments; nuclear pore; cytoplasm
Molecular function (GO): phospholipid binding; inositol hexakisphosphate binding; translation initiation factor binding
Source: RefSeq, marked provisional